AUGCCAAUCUACCUCAAGCAGCGCUGGAACGCCUACACUGACUUGGAUCCAGUGACUUAUGCCGUUUGGGCAAUCUAUGAGAAUGCCAAAGUAUUCUAUCUCGAGGGCCGAUAUGGCGACCUCUUCAGCUUCCGGAAGCUCCAAGACGCUGGCUUCCACCUGUGGUACAGCACAAUAAACCAUUUCGUUAACCAAUUCGAGAGCACGACGUCCAUUGCCACACUUGUGCCCCAGUGCGAGGGCGUGGUCCUGGAGCUCGGCCCCGGGAUGGGCAAUCAAAUUGUCCGCUACGACAAGAACAAGGUCACACGCGUCAUUGGUGUCGAGAGCAAUCCGCACUUUCGGCCAGACAUUGAAGCACAGGCCGAAAAGGCCGGCCUAGGUGGCGUGUAUGAGCUGGUGACGUGCGGCGCCGAGGAGAGCGACGUGCUGGAGCGCAACGGCAUCGGCGCCAGCAGCAUGGACACGGUACUGAGCAUCCAGGUGCUCUGCUCGGUGCGAGACGAAAAGGCCAUGGCGAGGGAGAUUCACCGCGUCCUGAAGCCGGGUGGCAAAUUCAUCUUUUGGGAGCACCAUGUGAGCUCCGACUGGAUCACCCGUUUGUACCAGAACGUGACCAAUCCAAUCUGGCGCAGACUGAUUGGCGGGUGCUGCCGAAACAAGGACAUGUACGCUGCUCUGGCCGCGGCCGGCCAGUGGGAGAAUUUCAAGAGCAUCGAGGGAGACGCGGAUCCUGGGAAGCCUUGGGUGACACUUCCACGCAUGUGGGGAGUGCUCGUCAAGGCUAAAGAGUGA
Akanthomyces muscarius is the source of this 795-nucleotide messenger RNA. RefSeq lists its product as uncharacterized. The coding region runs from base 1 to 795 and encodes 264 amino acids. Lineage: Eukaryota; Fungi; Ascomycota; Sordariomycetes; Hypocreales; Cordycipitaceae. Gene Ontology annotation, molecular function: S-adenosylmethionine-dependent methyltransferase activity. The transcript has 4 exons. The record is from RefSeq and is a predicted model, not a curated record.